Molecule: messenger RNA, 2354 nt
Organism: Serpula lacrymans var. lacrymans S7.9
Lineage: Eukaryota; Fungi; Basidiomycota; Agaricomycetes; Boletales; Serpulaceae
Exons: 6
Coding region: 1-2130 (709 amino acids)
Source: RefSeq, a predicted model, not a curated record
AUGCCUGGCCCACGUUCAAAGGCGAAGAAAGCGAAGAAGACUCAGAAACUAGAGCCUAAGCAAGAGCUGGACAGAUUUGAGCACCUCGUAGAUGACAUAGAUGGGGCUGAGGGUUGGAAUGCCAUCGUCAGUAUUCUUUGCGACUACUUCCAGUUACCUGACCUCACAACACGAAGUGGACUGAAGAAACUAUUCACCAACUUUGACGUGUUCUACCGUCGUCUAGAUAAUGCCUAUGAGGCAAAUAUAGAAAACGAUAAAAUGACCGGAGGUAUUAUAGGCAUCUUUACGAAGAUGUGUGCAGACUCUAUUCUUCGGACCAAGUUAUUUGAGAAAGGUCUGUUAAUGAAAAUCAUGCCGUUGAUUAACAAGCCGUUAUGUCGUCAUUUGGCACUGCGAGCCCUCACUACUGUUACACAUCACGGAGGCGCUGAAGUGCGCAGAGAGAUCGCGGUGCAGGCUACACCCACUCUCCUUGGUGUACUCCAGGACUAUCCUGACGAUCUCAAAGCCGCAGAGCUUGCAAUUAGGACGCUGGCUCACUCGAUCGGGUCCCUCAUAAACGUCGCCGAUAAACCGGAUAUCAAAGAUAUCAAACGGCUGAAUGUUCCAACUAUGAUACGUCUUGUCACAGGUUUCGUACGACGACCAGGUGUCACCGUCGUAUUAGUGCACCAUGCCAUAGAGUUGCUCACUCAUCCGACUCUUCAUUUCUGGAAAGACUGCAAAGCAUAUCUUCCAAUGGUAUCCUUACUCGUUGCGUCUUUGCGUAGCACUGAUCUACUGGUCCGCUCCAUGGCUCUGGGUGGCUUACUUCGCCUCGAGGCAGGCGCAGCCGAGGUUGACCAGCGGUUCAAUGACCCACAGAAAUUCAUCGCAUCCAUACGACGUAAAUUCCCCCAACAUCUCUCAGACAUCAUGAUGAACUAUGGCCCAGACCGGUGUGACAUAUCGCUAACUCUCUACUCAUACGUCGACAACCAGGAUGCUUUCAUGCAAUACGCGCAGGAUCAGGAUCUGUAUGCGCUGGCCAAGAAGCUCGCUGGGUUCAUAACUAAAAAUGAAUUCUCUAUAACGGAUGGUGGAUUUCAGACUCAAAACCCGCAUACAGGAAGAAUGGAGGAGAUGGACUUAGGUCUCCCCUUUAAGAGAUGGGCGGAUGCGCUACCACAUUGUGCCAAGAUUAUUCGCGAAAAGGGAUGUGUAGGAGAAGAAGAUUUAGCAGAUAUGCUCGAUAUGAAGCAUUUUGUCAUCAAAUCUCGUAUUCCCGAAGCAGUUGCUCUGGCGAGAAAAGCUAUAGAGCGCAACCCGAGAUUUCCCUAUUUCUACUACAUUAUCACGCUAGGAACAGAGAUUGAGGAGGGCUUGCGCUUUGCAAAGAAAGGUAUGAAGUGCAAAAACAUCACUCCCUUCGUACGCUUUGCCAUGAUGCAGCGUGCUGUGGAAAUCGCUGGUGAUUUAGGUGUUUGUCGUCUGCUAGAGGCGCAACCUGGUGACCAGAAGUGGGAAGAGGGUAUUGCAUUCAUCGUGAGCUCGUUGGAUGAUGCCAAAACGUACAUAUCGGAGGCCCCGCCUGAUGCAAGACAUAUGAAGAAUGUGCUGUACUGGUACAUUGUACUGACUCUUGUCGUCAAGGGGCCGAGCAUGUCUCCUGGCCUAACAGAGCUACAGGAUGCAAUCCACAAACUCCAGACUGCCGACGAGUUUGGAAUAUUUUCGGGAACUAUACCGCCCAACACGCAACUUCGGUUGACGCAGCAAACAGUAGUGAAACUUUACUCUUCUGCCACAGAAGAGUGGGGGCCCGUCAUCGCACAUUUUGACAGCCUAGCUGCUUAUGACAGUGACCAUCAGGGGCAGUCUGUUAUCUCCGCUGAAAAGGCCGAAGACGACCUAGCUGCAUGGUUGGACGAGAUGCGCCUUGAUGAUGGUGCACAGGAUGAAAGCUGCAUUGCACGAUGCUCACACCCCAGGAUAAGAGCGAACAGCGUGGAACUAUACAGAUGUUCUUAUUGUGGAAAUCCUAGUGCGGUGUUGAGGAAGUGCAGUGGGUGUGCAAAGGCCAGAUACUGCGACAAUUCUUGUCAGAAAUCCCAUUGGAGUGAACAUAAGAUUGCGUGCAAGGUCUGACAGGUGAUGGUGAUACUAGUCUCCAAAUUAUCGAUGAUCGUUCGGUAUAUUUCUUUCUAAGUGGUCAUUCCGCUGGUUGAACAAGCAAGCAAGCUGAUACAUCAUGUUUCAAAACCUUCCUGUUGUAAAAUAUUUCGUUGUAUUAAUGUACAUCCACCUGCCAUCCUGAGCGCUGUGCAGACUUGAAACUCAGUGGCUCCACGCAUACUUACACUACAACCGUC